This is a messenger RNA of Lactuca sativa (garden lettuce), 1608 nucleotides long. Its product is annotated as F-box/FBD/LRR-repeat protein At1g13570. Gene Ontology annotation, molecular function: protein binding. Lineage: Eukaryota; Viridiplantae; Streptophyta; Magnoliopsida; Asterales; Asteraceae. The record is from RefSeq and is a predicted model, not a curated record.
CUAAAAGGAUGUCUGAACCUUGUCCUGAAGAAGAUAGGAUCAGCAACUUGCCAGAACACUUGAUAGAUUCAAUCUUAGCGCGGGUCCCAGUUGGGGAUGCUGUGAGGACAAGCAUUAUAUCAAAAAAGUGGAGGUGUGGAUGGACCACGAUGAGGGAACUUGUUUUUGAUGAGCAGUUCUCUGAAAAAUUUGCAAGAAACAGAGCUUCUAAUUAUCAUAAUGGGUUUAUUAGGAUUAUAAACAAAGUCUUGUUCCUUCACAAGGGUCCUAUCUUGAAAUUUCAUCUCCAUAUACCAUACGUAUUUCAUGAUAGCUUCAAUGAAAUUGAUCCGUGGUUGUCAUUCUUAUCAAGAAACGGUGUCAUGGAACUCAUUCUUACUAAUUCAUGUCGACGUUAUGAACUCCCUUCUUAUUUUUUUUCAUGUUUAGAAUUAAGAAAGUUGAAAUUGGAGAACUGUUUCUUCAAGCAACCACUUGAGUUUCAAAGAUUUCUUAAUCUUGAAUAUCUUUAUCUCAAGAAAGUUGAUUUUGGGGCUAACUUGUCUGGAACUCAAAUCUCCUUACCACAGCUAAUGGAUCUGUCCAUGCAUUCGUGCACAAAUGUUAGCAAUUUCAACAUCAAGGCUUCAAAAUUGUCCAGUUUGGUUGUCUUAAAUUGCCCUGGUGCCAUGUUGCUCAGGUUUUUGAAUAAUCCAUCGCUUACUCGACUUGAUAUACAAGAUUUUGUUGAAGGGGAAGUAAUAGAUUUGGCCAGGGUGUUAUGUAACUUGCCCGAGCUUGAAGAUUUAUCUAUUGAUAGUAAUUCUCUUAAGUUAUCAGGUAAGUUAAUAAUCACUUUCACUUCACAGCUUUUAUCUGCCGAUAAUAUUUCAAAGAGCCUUCCACAUCUAGUUAAUAGUUUAAAGUCUCUGGGGUUGAGGAAUUUUCAACUUAGUAAUUUGGAUCAACUUCAUGGUGCUCUUUGUUUGCUUCGGAACUUACGGAAUCUAAAACAUUUUGUAAUAAACGUGAAUAUGGAGCCUCAAGUUGAUGUGGGAGCAGCUUCAAAUCAUUUAGAAACCCCAAACUGUUUGAAAUGUACAUUGGAUCAGUUGCAGACUGUGGAGAUAAUAUGUUUAGAAGGAUCAAAACCAGAACUUUUUUUUAUAAAGCUUCUUCUUGCUCAUUCCCCAUCUCUUAAGGAGAUUACCAUUACACCAAGUAAAGCUUCUCGUGUUCAAAAAUGACUUGACAUUGCUAAGGAUAUUAUGCAGUUCCCUCGAGCCUCACCAAAAGCAAAAAUGUUCUACUUGGAUCCGGAACUAUAAUCAUAAGAGGUGCAUGUGCAUUGGGGAAGAGAUAUGUGUAGUGAUCAUAGCAAACAUCUAUGUUGAAGAACAAAGGGAAGUUGAUUGGUUGAAACAGAAAUACUAAAAUAUAGUGUGGUUUAUUUAUAUUAGAAAGAACUUCUGAUGUGCUUCUAGGUUGAUAUAUGGUAAGGACAUGGAUUUUGUCAUUUUGAGGUGUAAUGCUAAAAAGACAUUGAAAUCGUUAUUUUGACAAGAAGUUUCGUUAAUCCUCAUAUCAAGUAGCAUGUAUGAAAGUGAUUUGUAACUCAUUGAAUAUAUA